Molecule: messenger RNA, 1748 nt
Organism: Mesoplodon densirostris (Blainville's beaked whale)
Lineage: Eukaryota; Metazoa; Chordata; Mammalia; Artiodactyla; Ziphiidae
Gene: SSBP2
Product: single stranded DNA binding protein 2
Exons: 17
Coding region: 92-1177 (361 amino acids)
Biological process (GO): positive regulation of transcription by RNA polymerase II
Cellular component (GO): nucleus
Molecular function (GO): single-stranded DNA binding; protein binding
Source: RefSeq, a predicted model, not a curated record
UGCGUGGGUCGCCAUGGGGACGGGGCUGUUCCCGGGGAGGCUGUGAUGGGUUGACAGGUGCGUGACAGUGGGAGCUGCUCUCGGCACAAGCAUGUACGGCAAAGGCAAGAGUAACAGCAGCGCCGUCCCGUCCGACAGCCAGGCCCGGGAGAAGUUAGCACUCUACGUAUAUGAAUAUCUGCUCCAUGUAGGAGCUCAGAAAUCGGCCCAGACAUUUUUAUCGGAGAUAAGAUGGGAAAAAAACAUCACAUUGGGGGAACCACCAGGAUUCUUACAUUCUUGGUGGUGUGUAUUUUGGGAUCUCUACUGUGCAGCUCCAGAAAGACGGGAAACAUGUGAACAUUCAAGUGAAGCAAAAGCCUUCCAUGAUUAUAGUGCUGCAGCAGCUCCCAGUCCAGUGCUAGGAAACAUUCCCCCAGGAGAUGGCAUGCCAGUAGGUCCUGUACCACCAGGGUUCUUUCAGCCUUUUAUGUCACCUCGGUACCCUGGAGGUCCAAGGCCCCCACUGAGGAUACCUAACCAGGCUCUUGGAGGUGUCCCAGGAAGUCAGCCCUUACUUCCCAGUGGAAUGGACCCAACUCGACAACAAGGACAUCCAAAUAUGGGUGGGCCAAUGCAGAGAAUGACGCCUCCAAGAGGAAUGGUACCCUUAGGACCACAGAACUAUGGAGGUGCAAUGAGACCCCCACUGAAUGCUUUAGGUGGCCCUGGAAUGCCUGGAAUGAACAUGGGUCCUGGUGGUGGCAGACCUUGGCCAAACCCAACAAAUGCCAACUCAAUACCAUACUCCUCAGCAUCUCCUGGGAAUUAUGUAGGUCCUCCAGGAGGUGGAGGGCCACCAGGAACACCCAUCAUGCCUAGUCCAGCAGACUCAACCAACUCUGGAGACAACAUGUAUACUUUAAUGAAUGCAGUACCUCCUGGACCUAACAGGCCUAAUUUUCCAAUGGGCCCUGGGUCAGAUGGUCCCAUGGGUGGAUUAGGAGGAAUGGAGUCACAUCACAUGAAUGGCUCUUUAGGCUCAGGAGAUAUGGACAGUAUUUCCAAGAAUUCUCCCAAUAAUAUGAGCCUGAGUAAUCAGCCGGGCACUCCUAGGGAUGAUGGCGAAAUGGGGGGAAAUUUCUUAAAUCCUUUUCAGAGUGAGAGUUACUCCCCUAGCAUGACAAUGAGUGUGUGAUCCAUUACCAAGUCUCCUCAUGGAAACCACAGUGAGUCAGCCCUUCACAGAACUACUACGGAAGAAAAUUAUUCAUCACAGUGUACAGUUAAACAAAGGAAUCUCAGUCACACCAAACCAACCUUUUUAUUUCCUGCUCUCUCCCCUAUUUUGUGAAGAAAGCGGGUCCAAACGUGAUUCGAACAACUGUACAGAGCGGCACAUUAGAAUUGCCCUCAACGGAACUGCAAAUGAUUAUCUGUGUAUGUAUAUGUGUGGGAAAGAGAAUGUAUUGUAUGUGUGUAUGUUAUAUGGACACAUGCACAUACAUACAUUGACCCACAGGACAUUGUAAAAUACUAUCACAUGACAUCUUAAGUAGAAAUAAGUAGGGACUUUUAUUCCAUCCUUUUUUUCACGUUUACAUUUUAAUUAUUAAAAGUUGCUCCUGCCCCUCCCUGAUCUAUUUUGUGCUGUGUAUAUCACUGCUUUAUAUAAGUUAUUUUUUAAGGUGAACUCAGAUGUUAUGGUUUUGUAAAUGUCUGCAAUCAUGGAUAGGAAUAAAAUCGCUUAUUUGAGAGCUUUCAUUAAA